Molecule: messenger RNA, 3778 nt
Organism: Alexandromys fortis (reed vole)
Lineage: Eukaryota; Metazoa; Chordata; Mammalia; Rodentia; Cricetidae
Gene: Znf672
Product: zinc finger protein 672
Exons: 3
Coding region: 1453-2859 (468 amino acids)
Biological process (GO): regulation of transcription by RNA polymerase II
Cellular component (GO): nucleus
Molecular function (GO): sequence-specific DNA binding; DNA-binding transcription factor activity, RNA polymerase II-specific
Source: RefSeq, a predicted model, not a curated record
GUAUGACCUAAAGUAAAGGUAGCCGAUGAGAAAAAUCUGCAAACAAAAGGUAUGGGACUAGUUUUGGUUAAGAUUUACUUUAUGCGUUUGGGUGUGUGUGCGCGCAUGUGCAUGAACUCACCCAUGGAGGUCAAAAGAAAGCAUCGGCUCUCCUGAAACUGCAGUUAUAGGCAUGUGAGCUACCCUAUGUGGGUGCUCAGAAGAAACAAAAGUUUGGUCCUUUGCCAGAAGAGCAGGCAUUCUUAAAAUCACUGAGCCAUCUUUCCACGCCCAUGGUAUAGGUUUUAGUUCCUCUCUGGUGACAUACUUUGCUUCUAAGUUAGUAAAAGAUAAUAGUUUCCUAAAUUGAUGCAUUAUAAAGGAUCGUAGGUCGGGUGGGUGAUAAAGGACUAAUAAGAGGACUAAAGAUAACACAAGAUGAUUUGGGCUCUCCAUCUGCAACAUUCCAAGUCUUUAUAACCAUUCCAUAUGUGCGGCUUUUCCAGGGAACUUUACAGGUUGCAAUCCCAACUCAGUUAUUUAAGGCAGAGUAUAUAUAAUAUAUAUGGUGGAUGGGACUAUAGAGAACAGAUUUGAAAGAGCUAGAUACUAGACUAAUACAGCCACUUAACACAAAGUACCAUUUUAGCUUGUUUGUAUGUUGGUGAUCCUUUAAGAUUUGAUCACCUGGUAAUGUCUUAAUUGAGUUUGUAUAAGUAAAUUCCAUGAUAUUCACAAUGACAGGCCCACAUUUUUCUGAACUCGUCCCAUUGUUAAUUGGCACAUGAUUAUACAUAUUUUUUUUUUACAGCCUAGAGUGUCUUGUUUGUGUCCAAUUCAUUGGUUGUCCCAGAGAAGAUGCAAGAGACUGCUCGUUGCUUCUGCCAUGUUCUCCCUGUUCUGAGAUGUCUGGCCUUCAGUUUUGCCCAUUUGUUAGAGAGACAGAGGAUAAGCUCUUGGUGUCUGUAUUUUUUUUUUUUUUUUUUUUUUUUUUUUUUGCCUACCUACAUACUAAUCUCUAACUUUCCCAGAAUACACAAUCUUUGUAAAAGCACAACUUUUGAUUUGUAUUUGGAUCAUGAUCAGACUUGGUUCUUGAGAUGGAAGCAGUUGUCGCUCCUGUUCCUGCCAGCUCCUUGAAUAUAUCACACUGGCCAAAACCAUCCAGUGAGAAAUGGAUAAUUGAUUUCAGGGUCCAGGACAACAGUGUCUCUCAGCUUUCUAGAGGCUUCUACCCCAGGAACAGACCUUUGCUCAUGUAAUGGGAUGAGCCAGCGUUGUUGCAGCCAGUGCUGGACUUAGGGAUCGCAAUGAUGAGUCCAGUUCCUGCCUGCCUUUGGAAUGGCCGUGACAUCAGCUCUUGAAAGAAGAAACCAAGGAAUCUGCAGACCAGUUUUGAAGGCCACAGCCUUUUUCCCUCUGGUACUUUCCAGGUAUUAAAACCACAGAUUGUUGACUGGAAGGACAGGCAUCAUGUUCACAGCACCUGGCAUGGCAGCGGUUGGGGGAAGACCUUAUUCCUGCAGUGAAUGUGGCAAGAGUUUUCGGUACAGUGCAGUGCUGCUGCGGCACGAACGGGCGCAUGGUGGUGACAAGCGUUUCCGCUGUCUAGAGUGUGGUGAACGUUGUGCUCGAGCCUCAGAUCUGCGUGCGCACAGGCGGACCCAUGCUGGCCAGACCCUCUACGUCUGCAGUGAGUGCGGCCAGAGCUUCAGUCACAACAGCCUGCUGGACCUGCACUUGGGGACGCACCGGAGGCGUAGCCACACUUGCCGUUGCCGCCUCUGCAGCCGCCGCUUCCCUCACGUCCCUGCACUGCUGCUGCAUCGGGUCCGUCAGCACCCACCAGAGAAGCCGCACCGCUGCCCACUGUGUGCCCGUUCCUUUCGGCAGAGUGCUCUUCCUUUUCACCUGGCACGGGCACACCCCCCGGAGACCACCACUGCCACUGCCCCUUCCCCUAGCACUCUCCACCACUGUACACAGUGCCCACGGGCCUUCCGUAGCAGUGCUGGGCUACGGAACCAUUCCCGUAUCCACGUGGUCCUCAGUCUCAGCGACCCUGGCGCUGAGGCCCACCAAUGUGGUGUGUGUGGAAAGAACUUCAGCAAGAGUUCCACGCUUACACGACAUCUCCAGAGGCACUCAGGGGAGAAGCCUUUCAAGUGCCCUGAGUGUGGCAAGGGCUUCUUGGAGAGUGCCACGCUGGUGCGGCACCAGCGAACACACACUGGGGAAAAGCCAUACGCGUGUAACGACUGUGGACGCUGCUUUAGCGAGAGCUCUACACUACUGCGCCACCAGCGCAGCCACCAGGGUGAACGGCCACAUGUGUGCCCCACUUGUGGCAAGGGCUUUGGACAGCGAUAUGACCUUGUGGUGCACCAGCGCAGCCACACGGGCGAGAGGCCCUUCCCGUGCCCAGAGUGUGGCCGGGGCUUCACAGACCGCUCAGACCUCACCAAACACCUGCGCACACACACAGGGGAAAAACCUUACCACUGUGAGCUGUGUGGCAAGCGAUUCACCUGCAUCUCCAACCUCAAUGUGCAUUUGCGCAACCAUGCUGGCCAUAAACCACACAAGUGCCCAGAGUGUGGCAAGUCCUUCAGUGUUGCCUCCAAACUUGCACUGCACAGAAAGACACACCUAGGUGAGCGGACAGCAGAGUGCUCAGAGUGUGGCAAAUUCUUUAGCCACGGCCGGUCACUGUCACAACACCAGCGGUCCCACAGACGUGCUCGAGCAGCUGCCAUGGCAGCCACUACCACCACCACUGUAGUCACUGAGGUGACAGUAAGUCCUCCCCUUGCCCUCACAGGGCCAAUGCAACAGGAAAAACCAGGGCUCUUGGUGUCUCCAUUUCAGGAAACUUGCUAAGAGGACCCCAUGAGGGUAGUGGGUGGACACACAUUGAGCCCCAAGGAACAGGGCAGCUCAGAUGGCUAGGUAUUCAUCUAGCUUGCCUUGUCUCUAAACCGAGAUCCCCUCCAGCUCUUCCAUCGUCUUCCCCAGCUCUAAGUACUAGGAGUCAGGGAACCAACACCACAUCCCUAUGCAGGACAGUCUAGGUGUUCGUGCUGUUGCUGCCACUCCGCUCUCUGAUGUUGGUGUGGCUCUUCAGGAAACAUUUGGUCACUUAGAUCUCUUGCUUCUUAUUGAUCUGUUAUCCCUACUGCUUUCUCUUGCUUGAAACAUGUAGCUGCAGAGGUGAAACAGGCAGUAUGGAAAACUGGAAUGGCUUCGUUCAUUAAAGAACCAAAAUCUGCGGCAAGUUACUCCCUUGAAGAGGUAAAAGUAGCCAGUAGCCUGGCUAGCCAUAUGUCCUUUCACAAGAUGCUUCUUAGGGCCCAACAAAGUGGUUCAACACCAGUUGACAACCUGAGUUUGAUCUCUGGAACCCACAUAUGUACCAUCCAUGGCCCAUGUGCACACACAAAGAAGUAAUUUCCUCCUCCCCCAAUAAAUGGCUCUUAGGACAGUUUUCUCUAGCCAGGUAAUUGUUUGCCUUGGGAUGCAGCCCAUGAUGUGGGUCCAUAAAGCUCAGUGACACCAUGUGAAACAAAAUAUUUACAGAUGAAGCUUCAAGGCACGAGGAGACAAGUUCCCUGGAGUCCUGGGCAAGGGCAGGAUGUAAAGCCUGGAAUUGGUCAAUGACUGCUUAUAGGUGGUGGAAUUGUUACUUGUUUGGGUUUGUGACACCAAGAACCCCUUUGUCAAAAUGAGUUCCAAGUUCUCAUCCCUUUUGGUGGUGGUUUCUUCAUUUCUGUGACAAAAUGCCCGAGAAAAUCAACUUAAA